GCGUGUUGCGUGUUUUUGUAUAGGUCGAGUGUUGCAUAUUGGGUUCCUCCGAUCGCUCUCAAGAAGCGUACAUUGGGGUAGCAGGCGCGGGAUCAAGCUGUGCGUUGUUGUUGUGGAUAAUCUGUGUUUAUUUUGUGACAGUGAGUGUUCUGGAUUUUGUUACUGUGGCGGAACACCAUCACCGAAGACACCCACGCCCCCUGCCGACGGCCUCUCCACCUAGACGACGCAAAAUGAGCGUGAGAUAAGCCGAGGAGGAUCGCGUGUGCCUCGACGGACCGGGAGAAGACGAAAUGCUGUCGACGGCGGCGGGGCUGGGCUACGGGGGUGGUCACCAACACCAGCACCAGCAGGCCACAGUCUCCAUGACCAACGCCACGCCCCCUUACAGCCCCCCACCCCAGGCCAGACACAGCCCCCUGCCCAGCUUCGGAUUCACCCAGGAGCAGGUCGCCUGCGUGUGCGAGGUGCUUCAGCAGGCGGGCAACGUCGAGAGGCUGGGCAGAUUCCUGUGGUCGUUACCGGCCUGUGAUAAGUUGCACAACAACGAGUCAGUGCUGAAAGCCAAGGCGAUAGUGGCGUUCCACAGGGGCAACUUCAAGGAACUGUACAAAUUACUAGAAAGUCACACCUUCAGUCCCCACAACCACGCCAAGCUCCAGGCGCUCUGGCUGAAAGCUCACUACAUAGAGGCUGAAAGAUUGAGAGGAAGGCCUUUGGGCGCGGUGGGCAAGUACCGCGUCCGGCGAAAAUUCCCCCUCCCCCGCACCAUCUGGGACGGCGAGGAGACGAGCUACUGCUUCAAGGAGAAGUCGAGGAGCGUGCUGAGGGACUGUUACAAGCACAACCCCUAUCCCAGCCCGAGGGAGAAGAGGGAGCUUGCCGAAGCGACGGGACUCACCACGACGCAGGUCUCCAACUGGUUCAAGAACAGGAGGCAGAGGGAUCGGGCAGCGGAACACAAAGACAGCACCCAGACGAACCCCGAGAAGCCCCACCUUGACUCCAGCGGCUCGGACAGCGAGGCCGAGGCCCAGAAGAUGGCUGCGGCGGCGGCGGCGGCGGCGGUGUCGUACGCGGCGCCACCCAACAUGAUGCAGACACAGAUUAACCCCUAUCAGACCAUGGGGCCGCCUACAACGUACCCCUGCCACCAACCCAUGUACCAGACCCCCCCGGAGAUGCUGCACGACUACCAGACCUUGUGACAGUGGUUGGCCGCCCCUCAGGACGCCACCGCCGUCGCUGGGAACAUGUAGAUAGCGAUUAUUAGUGAAACAAUUGUUGCGGGGCGCCUCAGGAGUGUUCUUGAGGGAGACAAAAUUGUUGUGCGGUCGAAAAUUGUCUGUUAAACAUCAUUUUUGUUCCCUUCUAUACCUUUUUAAAGUCGAUACUUUAAUUUUUUCUAUAUGCAAGUAAGCUUUAGUUUGUAAUAUAGGUAGAAAAUUAAUGGUGUACUUCACCUACUUGUUUGUAGAGAAAAAUACGUAAAACUAACACGCUUCUGAUGCGUUCCUACAACGGUAUUUAUAUACUGAAUUUUGAAAAAAAUUCUGUGUUAUUUUUCUGAAUGUGUGCAACUGACGGCAUGCAGUUUUUAAUUGCUGAAGAGCAGUUGCAAAUAUUCCUCUACGACGAACUUAUGUACUUAAGCGCUCUGAUUUUUGUUCACAUUUCUGCAAUUUGUAAAUAUUAUACAGAAUUUAAUUUAAUUUUGUACUUAAUAUUGUGAAUUAUGUAUAAAAUUGUUACAGCCUUAGAUACUAUUAUAUUUAUUUUUAUCUUAAAGAUAUCAACUUGUUUUUAAUCCAUUACUGGAUUUUGUACUACAAUACUCUUAUUUCGAUUAAAUUGCAUUUUCCCCUACACCAUUCUUUAAUUAUUGUUUAAAUAAUCUAUGGAUAUAUCGCAAAUGCAUAAUUAAAUUGAAAGUACCCAGGAAUUGCAAACUUAGGCAGGAAAAUUCUAGAUGGCGACUCCUGUGCAAGGGUCAAAUGGAUUUUAUGGUAGUGUCGCCAUCUAGCAGACUUACUCUUAAGUUUGAGUGAUUGUCCAUCUAUGGGUGGAGAUAUUAAGGAAUUUUAAUAAUGUUUAUUAUGAAACUAGACAUUAUCUGUAUAGGCCAGUCAUUAUUGCUUUUUUUCGGGAAAAAAAUACUAUUAGAAGUUUCUCUGCGGAAUA
Molecule: messenger RNA, 2181 nt
Organism: Anoplophora glabripennis (Asian longhorned beetle)
Lineage: Eukaryota; Metazoa; Arthropoda; Insecta; Coleoptera; Cerambycidae
Product: homeobox protein SIX1-like
Exons: 5
Coding region: 294-1208 (304 amino acids)
Biological process (GO): regulation of transcription by RNA polymerase II
Cellular component (GO): transcription regulator complex; nucleus
Molecular function (GO): RNA polymerase II cis-regulatory region sequence-specific DNA binding; DNA-binding transcription factor activity, RNA polymerase II-specific
Source: RefSeq, a predicted model, not a curated record